AUGGCGUCCAAAGUGGUCGCCAAGGGCGAGGUCAAGAAGAAGUUGUCAUUGAUUGACUAUCAGAAUAAGAAGAAGUCGGCCUCACCCAGCGAGAGAGAGUUGGCGGUCAGGCAAGAUGGUCGAACGAAUGGGUCGCUUCAUGCACCACCAGCCUUGCCAAAGGAUGAUAGCAUGAAGGCAGAUGCAAAGACAAGCGACAAGUCGCAUGCGCAGCGCCCGCCAGAUCCACGGCCGGAGACCACACGACCUGAAGAGAAACCACGGCCAGAGUUGAACGGACAGAGGAGUAAGACUUCCCAAGAGAAAUCGCAGCCCGAGACCGAAAACUGGAAGCGCGGUGUAGACACCGACGCGAAUCAGCCACCACAGAAGAGGAGUAAAGAUGGGCCGGCGGUUUCGAAAUCUGAUCAGGCGCGCCUGCGCGUGCCGGAGUCACCUCGAAGUCGGGAAGGCACAAAUGGGAAACCGCCCAAGGAUAUAAGGAGCGAGACAUUGCAUCCGACCACCAACGGACUGGCGCCGUCGUCGCUGGAGAGAAAUCGAGAGAAUUCUUCCUCCCCUAGAUCGACAAUCCAGGUGAACGGGUCCCGGAUCCGGUCAGACAGCGGAACUUCUACACCCCGGAAACCAGAUAUGUCAAAGUCGUCCCUGCCAGAGUUAUUAUCGCCGCUCCACCCCUCGUUGUUCGAGGACGAGGCGGGGAAACAGAGUAAACCCAAGAAGAAGGCAGUCGAAAAGGCGCCAAAGUCGCAAAAAGCAGAGCCUCCUCCCCCGACCAAGAAGCUGAAGAAGGUCAAGUUACCACCUUUGCUCUCACCCACCCUUCCCCCAAUUGUCGAGGAAGCGCUUGCAAGCAGGGAUCGAAAGCCGGUACCCUCCAAGACUGUCUCCAGCCAGCCUUCAGAUUCACAAGGCGGUGCAAGGAAGACGAUAGUGGCUGCCCCAUCGGUCCUGUUGGAGGAGGAGCAGAAGCCCACUAAGCCGUCCCUGGUUGUCACUCUGAAACUGAAGAAAGCAACUGCAAAGAGGGCAAAGGAGCUCUUGAGCCUUCCCUCAAAAUCCGAAAAGGACACACAGAAGAAAGAGCGCUCCACGAGCUCAGAAGCUACGCCCCCACCGGUGGUCGCUAAAAAGCGCCCGCGCCCAGCUGAUGAUCUCGUCCCAGAAUCUACGGCAUCUAAGCGACCUAAGACGACAGCAACAGAUGUAAUAGCAGCAAAGCCUGCCGGUCCGUCCACUCCUCUUAAACCAGGCGCGACGGCAAUGUCACGCGUGACAUCAAACCAAUCCCAAGCGGGCCAAGGCAACACGCCCGGGACUACCACCGGCCUCACUCCAAGCACCUCAGAGCGCCCCCCCACCCGCUCUGAGCCCAUGGACCCAAAGACGCUCGCCCAAGCGGAAUCGUACAAAGAACGCCACGGGGAGUACCAGCGCCUUGGCAGCAAGCUCAAGCACGCGCGGGACGACCUUUUCCGAGGCCAACGGGGUUCGUCGUCGGCGCUGCCCCCGGCCGAUGAGCGCCGCGCCAUGGCGUUACACUUUGAGAUGGUACUCGCGUACAUGGUGGCGUUCGACUCUCUCAACCAGGCACGCCAGCUCGAACGCAAGGUGUUUGACGUGGCCGCAUGGGAGUCGCUGUUGCCGCACCUGGCCGAGCUCAAAUCGCGCGUGCAAAGCGACAAGGCCCUCAAGGCGCUCGCCGUCCAAAUGCACGUCAUCUGCCUGGAGCAGAUCGUUAAUGCCAUCCACACCAUGGAGCUGAUGAGCUCGAGCGUCGCCGUGUCCAAGCUGGCUAAGUACGGCCGGAUCCGGUACAACAUGUGGGUCGAGUCCGCGGGCCUGUUGGAGAGGGUCGAGGAUGCGAGGAUGAAGAUUGUUGUUGGGCCAUGGACGACCGUUGAGGAGGUGGUAACAGCGGCUUUGGGGAUCAUAAAGCGCUGGGCGGACCGAGAGGGCGUCAAGUGGUCGCCCGAGAUUCGUCUGAAGCUUAAGGACUACCAGGAGAGGGACCGGAAUGGAGAGCGAGAGCGGGAUAGGGACCGUGACCGUGACCGUGACCGGGAUAGGGACCGCGACAGGGAUAAGGGCCGUGACAGGGAUAAGGAUCCGGAUAGGGACCGGGAUAGGGACCGGAAUAGGGGCCGGCCUCUCAACGGACGGGCUUGA
This is a messenger RNA of Canariomyces notabilis, 2169 nucleotides long. RefSeq lists its product as uncharacterized. The transcript is spliced from 2 exons. Lineage: Eukaryota; Fungi; Ascomycota; Sordariomycetes; Sordariales; Chaetomiaceae. The record is from RefSeq and is a predicted model, not a curated record. Bases 1 to 2169 code for a protein of 722 amino acids.